Molecule: messenger RNA, 2648 nt
Organism: Pieris rapae (cabbage white)
Lineage: Eukaryota; Metazoa; Arthropoda; Insecta; Lepidoptera; Pieridae
Product: MOXD1 homolog 1
Exons: 13
Coding region: 229-2382 (717 amino acids)
Biological process (GO): octopamine biosynthetic process; dopamine catabolic process; norepinephrine biosynthetic process
Cellular component (GO): secretory granule membrane
Molecular function (GO): copper ion binding; dopamine beta-monooxygenase activity
Source: RefSeq, a predicted model, not a curated record
UCACUCGUCAGUCGAGCGCCGGUCGUCGAUCCGAGCGAACCACGCAUGCGCUGUGCGCCAUUUCGAACUGUCAAAAUCGAAGAAACGUAAAUAAACAAGUGAAUAGUUUGUGCUCAAUUUAAAGUGUGUGGUACAUUGUUAACAUACUAUUUGAAAUCUAUACGUGCCAAUUAGUGCAACGAAUUUGCAAGUACUUCAAAGUGAUGUGCAGAUAAGACUGAAGAUAAAAUGAAUGCACUAACACUUUUUAUUUUAAGCAUUUCACUUUUAUGUGAUGCUAAACUACCAAGACACAGGCAGAUACAGCCGAAUGAUUUAUCGGCAAUUCAGAACCAGACAUUGCGGAUACAGACAGAGAAAAGGAACGAGAGAACGACUCGGAUAGUGAACGAAUAUAGAACGAGGCAUCGGAGGGAAUCAUUCGAUUCGAGAUCGUAUGAAUCGAGUUUAAUAUGGGCACACUCGGAAAGAUUGGAUGAGAACGGCGAUGUUUUAUUGCGAUGGGUGAAUAGUGAUUCGAGUAUCACGUUUAGACUGGAGGCGAGAACCCGUGGUUAUGUUGGCUUGGGUUUUAAUUCUGGGAGAAAUAUGCGAGGCGCUGACUUGGUUGUUGCAUGGGUGGAUGACAGGCAUGGAAAUGCUCAAUUGCUGGACUGCCACGGUCUGACCUUCGAAGAUAGAGCCGUAACUGACGAAGUGCAAAACUACGAGCUGAUAUCGGGCUAUCAAAAUGAUACUCAUACAACACUCGAGUUCAGAAGACAACUGGAUACAUGCGACAAACAAGAUUUCAUUAUUGGCGAAGACACAACUCAAAUCCUAUGGGCUCUCGGUUCAGAAGGCUCUGACGGAGAGCUUCCGAGGCAUAUGCACAGUGGAACACGACCGUUAAGGCUUUUGCAACCCUUGUCAAAACCGGACACGGUUCCACUAAAACAUUGGGAUGUUAGGAUCGCUAAUCUGACCAUACCCCACGUCAUGGCGACCCUGUUCUGGUGCAAAGUUUUCAAAGCACCCGAUCUACUAAAGAAGCAUCAUAUUGUUGGAUACCAGCCACUGAUAGACAGUAGACCGAUUCGUAACAAAAUUCCGGUCAUAGAAAAGGAUAGCUUAUCACCAGUACAUCAUAUGGUUUUGUACGAGUGCGCUGGGGAUCACGAUAAGAGAAUGUGGACUGAAUGGGCGGAGGGUGAAGGUUUCUUUGGCCCCAGUCGACCGUUUGAAUUGGCUACCUGUGUUACACCCAUUGCUGCUUGGGCUAUGGGAUCAAAAGGUGAAUUUUUGCCUGAAAACGUCGGAAUCCCACUAGGCGAGAGGGGAGGUGUCUCCUACUAUAUGUUGGAGGUUCAUUAUGAUAACCAGGCGUUACAUGAAGUACUGGAUAACUCCGGUAUUCGAAUCCACUAUACACCGCAACUCCGAGCCCACGACGCCGCCCUGCUUGGCGCCGGAAUCGGUGUUUCCGCCCUACACGUCAUUCCGCCCAAACAACGUGCCUAUAGAACUGUGGGCAUAUGCAGUCCUGAGUGUACUAAUAAUACUAUGCCCGAAGAAGGAAUAAACAUUGUUUCCGUUUUGCUGCACGCUCAUGGAACAGCUCGCAAAAUAACAUUAAAACAUAUAAGAGGAAAUGAAGAACUGCCAAAAAUCUCUGAAGAAAACGUUUACGAUGCCCGAUACCAACAAUCCCGAAUCGUUCCCGGGGGAAGAAAGUUUUACCGAAGAGAUACUUUGAUCACAGAAUGUACUUACGACAGUACAAUGAGAAAUAAACCUAUUUUAGGUGGAUAUUCAGCCACUCAGGAAAUGUGUCUAUCAUUCAUAUUAUACUACCCACGAACUCAGCUGGCUGGUUGCUACUCUAUGACGCCUGUGGUGGAAUUCUUCGAGACCUUUGGUGUGAAGGAGUUUUAUGGACUCAGCAUGAUGCAAGUGGAGAAAAUAUUUUUAUCGUCAGGAAAUGUAGAGAGCUUGCCACAAGAAAUCGAAAGUGGACUUACAGCUGUGCAGGGAGACGACCAAGGCGUUGGUUUAAUGAAAGGACUAGUCAUCAAGGAGCCUCCGGAGUUCCGCAAUAAAACCUUCAUGGCCCAUCUCAAUGAGAUGCCAUGGUCCGAGCCCCUACUGACAGAGCAGAUUGAGAAAACCCUUUACCAUGGAUGGCAUAUGACAUUUUGCAAGAAGAGAGACGACUCUUGGGGAGCGCCUAUACAAAUUCAAAACUAUCCGAACUACACGAAGCUUUCGAACAACGACGCAUCUGAAAAUUCCUGCCACUACAAAAGCAUGCGUCUGCCAUCCGUCACAACGACCGCAAGUUCAGCAUCUACUAACAGUUGGUCGGCGAUUUUAGUCUUAAGCAUUCUGAUUGUUGCUCGGUAAUCUUUGACUGUUGUUUUUUAAACCGGUUGCAUUUGUAACUUAUAGAUAAUCACCGAAGCGGUCAACUGCGAUUAUUGUGAGGAUGUUCAAUGUUUGUAUUUAUAACCCAAUUACCAAAACUUUAUCGGAAUAUUCAAGUUUAUUACAAGUACUCACCAUGCCUUUUAGAAAGCACUGCCAUGGCUUUUAAAUGAAAUUUAAUCUUAUAUAUAAAAUUCUCGUGUCGCGGUGUUUGUGGUUAAACUCCUCCGAAACGGCUUUCCCGA